Molecule: messenger RNA, 816 nt
Organism: Durusdinium trenchii
Lineage: Eukaryota; Dinophyceae; Suessiales; Symbiodiniaceae
Source: the annotation of a GenBank genome assembly
AGAGAGAGAGAGAGAGAGCGCUCUGACCUGAUAAGAGAUGGGCAAACAGGAAACCAUUCUCACGCGGAGAGUUGCGAGUUGCAGUUUUCGAGCCUGCUUUCUGCAACUUGAGCGAUCAUUGAUUUGUGUGACAAGAAGUUUUGUUGUUCAAAUUCUUCCGCAUGGGAUCCAAUUUAUCUACAGUGCAUUCGUGAGUGUCGUAGGUCGGUGUAGGCCAACUGUUCCAUUUUUGUAGCCACUGGCCCGAGCGCAGAGUGCUGCCGCCGAGCCUUCCGGAGUUCUUUCAACUCCUUGGGGCGGAUUGAGAAGCACCUCGAUGAUGGGCCCUGAUGGCACAGCGAAGGCGGGGACGCCGUGGCAGCCAACUUCUCCUCGGCCUGGUCGGCAUCUUGGGCGCGAUGCGGCUGAUGGCUGAGAGGAUGGAGGUCGGCUUCGCGGGUUGGAGGAUGGAUCGGAUGGGUCCUCAUCCGCCACAGAGGGUGACAAGGACGGGCAGUUGGCGGGUGCCACACGCUUUAGCGGCAAAGAUUGUUGAAGUGAGCCCGGAAGACCGCGACGUCGCCUUCAUGGAGCGUUUGCGCUGCCUGGCGCAAGAGGCGCUCAGCUGGGCUUGGCUCACUCCGCGCCAACGGCUGGUGUGGGCCGCGGCCAUCGAGCUGGAUGCGGUGCCUUUGCAGGAGCUUCCACCGUGGUUUUGGGAGCGACAAAACAUGACUCUCAGGCAUCCAGGCGUCGACCUGCUGAGCCUGGACGGCCGCCGCGCCGUGCGGUGCAUCGAUGACAUCGACAUCGUUGAGGACGCGGAGCGCUUCGUCC